This is a messenger RNA of Fomitiporia mediterranea MF3/22, 513 nucleotides long. RefSeq lists its product as uncharacterized. The record is from RefSeq and is a predicted model, not a curated record. The transcript is spliced from 3 exons. Lineage: Eukaryota; Fungi; Basidiomycota; Agaricomycetes; Hymenochaetales; Hymenochaetaceae. Bases 1 to 513 code for a protein of 170 amino acids.
AUGACCUUGAAGAAGAGCACGCGUGCUGUCAAUGAAAGCACCCAUGAUAGCAUCCCGAUAAGCGAGUCUAUUCUUUGUACGUACAUACGUGUGCGGGGAAAACGAGACGCAAGUCCGUUGGAGCUCGAAGACAAGGAAUACACCGGCGGAAUCUCGGGCAACAGCCGUCUUGAGAGUAGGAAUUGCCGGAUGUUGUUUCGUCGGACUUUGGCCGUAGGCCGAUGCUUCGAAGCUUCGGAUUCACCGAAGUUAUCUGAUCUGAUUGAGAGCCUAUCGGUCCUCGAUGAUAACAAUGCUGCUGUGGAGAACCCCUUGGAAAAGAGGGCAUCGGGAAUAUCUCUGUCCUUCUGGCAAUCCUGUUGGGGGCAUAUUAUGCUCAAGGAAGGAGAAGUGGGGAAGGUGAUCGGCCCGUUGUUCCGCUUCCCGAGGUCGAGAACCUUUCUUCGGCCGUUGGUUGGUUGGUUCGGAGGAACGGCUUGCCAGCUUCGGGGUAUACACGUGCUAUCAUAUUGA